AUGCGCUCCCUUGGAGGUGCUGCGUGCCGCGCCGACUUGCCAAAGAGCAUGCGCUCCCGCCCGCACUCGCCGGCGCAGAACGUGCCGCUGACUUUUCAGUCGACUCAAAAGCCGGCGCAGAACGUGCAGCUGGCGCCGCUCGCUUGGCCUGCAGGGCCGCGGCUCGCAGGGCGGCUCGCCGGGCGCCUCACAGGGCGGCUUGCACGGAUCGCAUGGCUCGCAGGGUGGGUCGCCGCGGGCCUGCUCGCAACCCUCGUGCCGACCAGCGCCGUCCCGAUCGCUCCCUCUCAAUGUGCGUGCCGUAGGGGAGGUGAGCACACCGCCUUUCCCCCCAGCCUUUCCCCACGACACACCACCUCCUCCCCCCCAACACGCAGCGCAAUCUCUGAGCGACUCCCAGACAACGUGGCGCGUGGGGACAACGAUGUCCCCACCGUGCAAUUUCUGGUUGACGCCCAGAGGGCGUGCUGUGAGCUGGGUGGCUGGGCGAUGGGUGGUUGGGAGAUGGGUGGUUGGGACAUGGGUGGUUGGGAGAUGGGUGGUUGGGACAUGGGUGGUUGGGAGAUGGGUGGUUGGGACAUGAGUGGUUGGGACAUGGGUGGUUGGGACAUGAGUGGUUGGGACAUGGGUGGUUGGGACAUGGGUGGUUGGGACAUGGGUGGUUGGGAGAUGGGUGGUUGGGACAUGAGUGGUUGGGACAUGAGUGGUUGGGACAUUGGUGGUUGGGACAUGGGUGGUUGGGACAUGAGUGGUUGGGACAUGGGUGGUUGGGACAUGGGUUUUGGGGACAUGGGUGGUUGGGACAUGGGUGGUUGGGACAUGGGUGGUUGGGACAUGGGUGGUUGGGACAUGGGUGGUUGGGACAUGGGUGGUUGGGACAUGGGUGGUUGGGACAUGGGUGGUUGGGACAUGGGUGGUUGGGACAUGGGUGGUUGGGACAUGGGUGGUUGGGACAUGAGUGGUUGGGACAUGGGUGGUUGGGACAUGAGUGGUUGGGACAUGGGUGGUUGGGACAUGAGUGGUUGGGACAUGGGUGGUUGGGACAUGAGUGGUUGGGACAUGGGUGGUUGGGACAUGGGUGGUUGGGACAUGGGUGGUUGGGACAUGGGUGGUUGGGACAUGGGUGGUUGGGACAUGGGUGGUUGGGACAUGGGUGGUUGGGACAUGGGUGGUUGGGACAUGGGUGGUUGGGACAUGGGUGGUUGGGACAUGGGUGGUUGGGACAUGGGUGGUUGGGACAUGAGUGGUUGGGACAUGGGUGGUUGGGACAUGAGUGGUUGGGACAUGGGUGGUUGGGACAUGAGUGGUUGGGACAUGGGUGGUUGGGACAUGGGUGGUUGGGACAUGGGUGGUUGGGACAUGGGUGGUUGGGACAUGGGUGGUUGGGACAUGGGUGGUUGGGACAUGGGUGGUUGGGACAUGGGUGGUUGGGAUGGGAGCUAG
Molecule: messenger RNA, 1443 nt
Organism: Closterium sp. Naga37s-1
Lineage: Eukaryota; Viridiplantae; Streptophyta; Zygnematophyceae; Desmidiales; Closteriaceae
Source: the annotation of a GenBank genome assembly